AUGUCAGUCAUCUUGAGGAGUGUAACGCUAGAAGACACCCCGGAGGUCAAAGAGCAUUUUAUUGGCUUUUUAGAAGCAACAGAGACAACAGGUCAAGGCAGACCUCAUUUGGAGAAACUCAAGAACUUGAACAUAAUGUUUGCUGAUUGUAGGGGUCAGUCCUAUGAUAAUGGAUCAAACAUGAAAGGGAAAAACAAGGGAGUGCAAGCACAGUUUUUGUCUACUACCAUGCAGCUUGAUGUGGCUAUGAGUUUACUCAAGAACACUAAAGCCUCCUUGGUGAGCUACCGUGAGAAUGGAUUUGUCUCAGCACAAGCAUCAGCUAAGGACAUGUGCGAGGAAAUGAAUGUGGAGGCUGUAUUAAAGGAAAAGAGACUUCGAACGACGAAGAGACACGUUGGAUACGAAUCUCCACAUGAGCCAAUUUCUGAUACUUUGAGAAGAUUUGAAGGGUCUUUUUUCAAUAUGGUGGUAGACUCUGCCAUCACAUCACUCAAUGAAAGGUUCCAGAGCCUGGGAGAAGUUAGAGACGAAUUUGGAGUUAACUUUCACUUCAAAGAACUGUCCACUGAUUCACUCACAACACAAUGUGAGGAGCUGAGUGACACCCUGAGCUAUGGUGGAGAGUCAGAUAUUGAUGGGAAAGAACUGGACUUUGGGAUGAGAAAUCUUCCAGACGUUCCCUCAGAUAAUAUGACAGCAUUGGAACCUCUUAAAUAUAUACAUGAAAAGCAGAUUAAAGAGCUUUAUCCAAACAUGUGGACAGCCCUGAGGAUAGCAGUCACUCUGCCUGUAACUGCAGCUUCAACAGAGAGGAGCUCCUCAAAGCUUAAGCUUAUCAAAACAUACCUACGUGGUGAUGAAGGCAGUGAUUAUCAGCCUGGUGACCAAGAGGAUAGCAUCGAGUUGGACGAUGUUGUGUCAACCAGUGAUGAAGAGGAGGACACGGGCAGUGAGGCCCAGCCAGAUCGGCGUAUCCCCGCCACGUGCUCACGAUCCAGACAAGGGACAAUGGAUGCCUUUGAUUGCUCUGGCCCCUCGCCGCACGUGUGUCGAUGGAGUGAUGUUGGUGUUUCCGAACUGUUUGUGUUUUUUUGCAUUACUGAUGCUGAUGGCACAUGCGAGAAAACAUGCACAGUACUUCAGGAGUACUGGAUAUCUCCUGGUGACAUCACAACAACUCCAUUGUUUGAAAAAUUCAUGUCCAGAGACCGGUUUGUCUCCAUCCUACAUUAUCUACACUUCAUAGAUAACAACAUUCCUGUGGCUGGUGACAGACUAUGGAAAAUAAAAGAAGUUUUUACUUUGCUGAAGGAGCGGUUUAUGAAGUUCUUCAGACCCUUUCAAAACGUAGUGGUGGACGAGUCUCUGGCGCUUUUCAGAGGACAUGUUGUUUUUAGACAAUACAUUCCCUCCAAACGACAUCGCUUUGGGAUCAAGUUCUUUGUGCUGUGUGACUGCGAUACUGGGUAUGUCUUAGAUCUCGUUGUUUACACAGCAAGUGACGUAGACAUACCCAAGGACGACCCACAUGGUUGCUCCGGCGCUGUUGUCAAGAAACCUAUGGACCGUUACUUUAGAGGGAAUCACGUCCUCUACACAGACAAUUAUUAUACCUCUCCUGCCCUGGCCAAGUUCCUAGUUGAACAUGACACCUGUUCUUGUGGGACUGUACGUAGGAACAGGAAACACUGGUCUGUGCUUACUGAUGAAAGUCUCUCAGAUAAUGAAUGUAAAUUUUUUAGGCGUAUCCCAGUUGUUGGCAAACACAGCCGGAAGAUCCAAAGUGGAAGUUGGUCUUCUGGGAAUCUGUUAGCUUUGGGUGGAGAGGACAAGAUUCUCACUAUCAGCAGCAGCGAGGGAGACACCCUGCGUACAACUCCUCUACGUGGUGAACCAUCGGACAUACAAUUUUCUGAGAUGAAGCAGGACGAGAGAGCCAUGGCUGAAAAUACGGUGAGCCUCAUUGUUGCCAAGAAAACUUUGUUCCUGUACAACCUUAAUGACCCUGAGAAUCCCAUUGAGCUGGCAUUCCAGAACAGAUAUGGAAACAUUGUUGCUUAUAAAUGGUUUGGUGACGGUUACAUCUUAUUAGGCUUCUCCGGUGGUUUCUUUGUAGUUAUUUCAACCCACUUGAAAGAGAUAGGACAAGAAUUAUUUCAGGCCAAAAAUCACCGAGAUGUCCUCAAUGACAUUGCCAUAUCUACCACUCUUAGCAAAGCUGCCUCAUGCGGAGAUAAUGUCAUAAAGAUACAUGAACUGUCAGACUUAAAGGAGACAUUUGCUGUUAUAACACUGGACGAUGAACGAGGAUUAGAAUGGCUGGAAUGGUCGGAUGAUGGCCAGUUGUUAGCUGUUGCCACACCUUCAGGAAAUAUCCAUGUGUACCUGACCAAACUGCCAGUACUUGGAGGUGCUCAUGGCUCAAGAGUUGCCUAUCUCACAUCUUUACUGGAAGUGACAAUAGCUAAUAUUGUAGAAAAGGAACAACCAGUGACAGUGAGUGUUGAUGUUGAACCAAAUUUCCUCGGUGUGGGCCCUUAUCAUCUGAUGGUAGGAAUGAACAAUCGAGCUUGGAUUUACACACUUGGAGAGGAUUCUGCUGCGCUCCUUAGAGAUAGAGAGUAUCUGGGUACUAUUACAUCUGUUCGAGUGAAUUCUGACUAUGCUUCAGUCUUGUACGAGGGCAAGAUACAGUUUCACUUGCUGGAAGGUGAAACGGGAGAGGAUGAAGAACGGGAAUCACGACUCUUCCCAAGUGCAGACCAAGCAGACAUGCACAUCACAGACCAUGCCCUCACUGCAGAUUUUCUUAUAUACUCAACUGAUACUGGAGGGCUUUACUUCUUCUUUAUUGAAGAUUGGCAGACAGUAAGUGAUUACCGCCAUACAACUAGUGUCAGUAAUAUCUAUGCUGAGCCAUCAGGUCGCCGUCUGGUCCUUGUUGAUUCGAAAGGCGAAGGUUACAUGUACAACCCAGUGAAUGAUGACAUCUUAGAGAUUCCUGAGUUUCCAGGGUCAUGCCGAGGCUGCUUGUGGGAGAAUUCCCCGAGUGAUCGCCACGUGUUAGUGCUGUUUGAUGAGAAACAACUCUACACUUAUAUCUUUCACCAAGAGCACAUUAAGGGUCACCAUGUGGAACUUAUAGGUACAACUAAGAUUCCACCUAGUCAGGUGCCACUUCUGCUCUACAAUGGAGAGGUCACCCUCCAGACAGCCUCUGGAAGAACUGCCCCACUAGUUCUAUCUUCCCAUGAAAUGGAAGCCAACAUUCAUGACUACUCGCAUGAGCAACUACGAAAAGCACUUAAAAAAAACAUUGCUCUCAGAAGAUUUAAAGAUGCCAGUGCCAUCUGCCAAGUGCUAAACAACAAACAGGAUUGGGAAGUCUUAGGAAAAGCAUGUUUAUGGUGUUUGAACUUGGAACUUGGUAUGCGUGUUUACCGCCAACUUGGAGACGUAGGAAUGGUGUGGUCAUUACAAAACUUAGUAGAUCUUGAAGAUCCGUUGCUGCUUGGUGGACACUUGGCGAUGUAUCUCGGUGAUUUCAAUUUGGCUCAGGAUUUGUAUUUGAGGUCUAGUGUACCUGUUGCUGCUUUAGAGAUGCGGCGAGACUUGUUACAUUGGGACCAAGCACUCCACCUUGCUAAGAAGCUGGCACCUGACCAGAUUCCCUAUAUAUCAAGGGAAUAUGCCCAGCAGCUGGAAUUCACGGGAGACUACCCAGGUGCCCUCACCCACUAUGAGCGAGGAGUGGUCAACACGGGGGGAUCUGAGGAGCACAAUGCAGCAUGUAAGGCUGGUAUUGCUCGAACAGCUUUGCGUUGUGGUGAUAUUAGGCGUGGUGUGAACAUAGCGGCAGAGAUGAACAACCGCAUGCUUAAGAGAGAGUGUGCAGAGAUAUUAGAAAACAAAAAGCAAUAUGCAGAGGCUGCAGUACUGUAUGAGAGUGGCAAUUUUCAUGAGAAAGCUGCAUCUCUGUACAUUCGUCUGAAAAACUGGACCAAAGUUGGGCAACUCUUGGUUAAUAUAAACUCUCCUAAGAUGCAUCUUCAGUAUGCCAAAGCCAAAGAAUCAGAUGGCCAGUAUCAUGAAGCAGCCACUUACUAUGAAUCUGCAAGGGAUUAUGAGUCUGUGAUACGUCUCCUCUUGCACAACCUUAAUUCCCCGGAAGAAGCUGUCAGGAUUGUUCGCGAGACCAAAAGUGUAGAAGGUGCAAAAAUGGUUGCCAGAUUCUUCCAGAAGUUAAAUGACUACAAUUCAGCAAUUCAGUUUCUUGUUCUCUCCAAGUGCACAGACGAAGCAUUCCAGCUGGCACGCACACAUGGAAAAAUGGAAUUGUAUGCAGAUAUUCUUGGUUCUGAUGCGACUCCAGAAGAUUAUAAAAGUGUUGCCCUACACUUUGAAAAUGAGCGAAAUCAUUUCCUAUCAGGAAAAUUCUAUUAUUUAGCUGGCAUUUUUCCUAAAGCAGUCAAGCACUUAAUUCGAUCAGCACAGAGUUCUGGAACUGAAGACUCUGAGAGCAUACAACUAGCAAUUGAUGUUGUUGCAGGAGCAAAUGAUGAUGGUUUAACCCAACAGCUUAUUGACUUCUUGAUGGGUGAACUUGAUGGCAUUCCAAAAGAUGCCAAGUAUCUAUUCCGACUUUACAUGGCCAAAAGUCAGUAUCGUGAAGCAGCUAAAACUGCUAUCAUCAUUGCAAGGGAGGAGCAAAACUCAGGCAACUAUCGUCAUGCUCAUGACAUGCUCCUGGGUAUGUAUGGGGAACUACAACGGCAGAAGAUAAGAAUUCCAGCAGACAUGAGUUCAGCUCUUUUGCUUCUUCAUUCCUACACAUUAGCUAGGCUGCAUGUACGGCGGGGUGACCAUCUCAAAGCUGCAAGGAUGCUCAUCAGAGUUGCUAAUAAUAUUUCAAAGUUUCCAGCACACAUGAUACCAAUAUUAACUUCAACUGUGAUUGAAUGCCAGCGUUCAGGGCUGAAGAAUUCCUCUUUUAACUUCGCUGCCAUGUUGAUGCGUCCAGAAACUCGUAAUCAGAUAGAUGAGAAGUACAAAAAGAAAAUUGAAGCCAUCGUCCGUAAACCCCAGAAGACGGAAGAGGAAGAACCUGGCUCUCCAUGUCCAUUCUGUUCAUCACCAGUUGAGGAGACAACAUUAGAAUGUGGCCAGUGUCAAAACACUCUACCAUAUUGUAUUGCUACAGGUCGGCAUAUUUUGCCAGAUGACAUUACUGUGUGCCCUUCAUGCAAGUUUCCUGCAAUUAGAACAGAAUUAAUGAAGUUGGUGGAAGAUGGAGAGGAUUGCCCCAUGUGCAGUUCAGCUCUGGAAGUUGAUAAAAUUUCAGUUACAACAAACUGGAAAUCCACUGUUUUAAAUCCAGAUGCUCAAGACUAAAUACCACUUACAAUUUUCUGAGUUAAAAUAGAAAUGAACCAGAAGUGUACAUUUGCGUUUCUGUGGAUUAAGCACAAAAAUUAUGGGAAUUUUUUUUAUAUUUAAUGUGAUAUUAUGCUAGUCAUAUCAUAGAAAUAUUAUUUUUAUGUUUCAUAUUACAGUACAGUAUUACCCUGCUUUACAGGUUUACGCGGUACCUUGCCAGAACCAGACUUUCACUUUCCGCGGUGCAUCUACUCAUAU
Molecule: messenger RNA, 5637 nt
Organism: Homarus americanus (American lobster)
Lineage: Eukaryota; Metazoa; Arthropoda; Malacostraca; Decapoda; Nephropidae
Gene: Oseg6
Product: WD repeat-containing protein 19-like
Exons: 28
Coding region: 1-5394 (1797 amino acids)
Biological process (GO): intraciliary retrograde transport; cilium assembly
Cellular component (GO): cilium; intraciliary transport particle A
Molecular function (GO): protein dimerization activity
Source: RefSeq, a predicted model, not a curated record